This is a messenger RNA of Eriocheir sinensis (Chinese mitten crab), 2562 nucleotides long. RefSeq lists its product as uncharacterized. The annotation marks the transcript as partial. The record is from RefSeq and is a predicted model, not a curated record. Lineage: Eukaryota; Metazoa; Arthropoda; Malacostraca; Decapoda; Varunidae. The transcript has a single exon.
AGUGCCCCGUCGCCCGCCCCGUCGCAGAGUUAUGGUGCCCCUCCCGCCCCGUCACCAAGCUAUAGUGCCCCGUCGCCCUCCCCGUCGCAGAGUUAUGGUGCCCCUCCUGCACCGUCACCAAGCUACAGUGCCCCGUCGCCUGCCCCGUCGCAGAGUUAUGGUGCUCCGCCUGCCCCGUCACCAAGUUACAGCGCCCCAUCACCUGCCCCGUCACAGAGCUACGGUGCCCCUCCUGCCCCGUCGCAAAGCUACGAUGCCCCUCCUGCCCCGUCCCCAAGUUACAGCGCCCCAUCUCCUGCCCCGUCGCAAAGCUACGGUGCCCCUCCUGCCCCGUCCCCAAGUUACAGCGCCCCAUCUCCUGCCCCGUCGCAAAGCUACGGUGCCCCGCCCGCCCCGUCCCCAAGUUACAGCGCCCCAUCUCCUGCCCCAUCGCAAAGCUACGGUGCUCCCCCCGCCCCCUCCCCAAGUUACAGCGCCCCAUCUCCCGCCCCCUCGCAAAGCUACGGUGCUCCUCCCGCCCCAUCCCCAAGUUACAGCGCCCCAUCUCCUGCCCCAUCGCAAAGCUACGGUGCUCCCCCCGCCCCGUCCCCAAGUUACAGCGCCCCAUCACCAGCCCCGUCACAAAGCUAUGGUGCUCCACCUGCCCCGUCACCGAGCUAUAGCGCCCCAUCUCCCGCCCCGUCACAAAGCUACGGUGCCCCCCCUGCACCCUCACCAAGUUACAGCGCCCCGUCACCAGCUCCAUCACAAAGUUAUGGUGCUCCCCCCGCCCCAUCACCAAGUUAUAGUGCCCCGUCGCCCGCCCCGUCACCAAGUUAUGGAGCUCCACCCGCCCCGUCACCAAGCUACAGCGCCCCGUCUCCCGCCCCGUCACCGAGCUAUAGUUCCCCGUCCCCGGCCCCGUCGCAAAGUUACGGGGCUCCUCCUGCCCCGUCACCAAGCUAUAGCGCCCCAUCUCCCGCCCCGUCGCAAAGCUACGGGGCUCCUCCUGCCCCGUCACCAAGCUAUAGCGCCCCAUCUCCCGCCCCGUCACAAAGCUAUGGUCCUCCUCCUGCCCCGUCACCAAGCUAUAGUUCCCCGGCCCCGGCCCCGUCGCAAAGCUACGGGGCUCCUCCUGCCCCGUCACCAGCUCCAUCACAGAGUUACGGAGCUCCCCCUGCCCCAUCACCAAGCUACAGCGCCCCGUCCCCGGCCCCGGCACCAAUAUACCUUGCCCCGACCUCUCCAGUGUACCUCGCCCCGUCCCCCGCCCCGUCGCCAGGCCAGAGCUACCAGGGGUCAGGAGUGUCAUUUUUCCGCAAGGAGUUUGACUUUCCGUCCCUCACGGACCUCUUCGCCGACGACCACUGGGGCGACAAGGUGACGAGCUGAGACCCGCGCCCAGGGUAUAUAGUCUACACGACUCGCACAUAUCCCAUUCAUGUUGCCCCCCCCCCCUCCCCCCGCUACGCCCAAGACACGUCCUCCACUCCCCCACCCCUUCCCCUUUCGGCCUCUCCACAUGGUCAGUACAGGACCCCCUCUCACAUCCAGGAAGGCACCUCCAGCGGGUCUAUCAGGUGUCUGCCUUGCCUCAUCGCCCGGUUGCAUAUUCCUGAAGUGUCUGCGUGAUGGUCACCUCCCCGCGCACUGAGCCUUGGGUGACACGCGGGUUUAGGCUCACAAACUAACCCCGUAAUCCUCUUCUAAUUAUUCUUAUUGUAUUUCCCGGUUAAAAGUAUUGAUGCUCUCUUACACAUAGCAGUCAUAAGUAUACCAUGCAGGCCGGGUGGCGUAUUUUCCUUCUCUGUACGGGUAUGUGGCGUCCGCUCUUGAACAUGGCAAGUUAGGUUAGGUUAUGAUAAAUUAGGUUAGAGUAGGUAUAAUUAUGGUAAUACAAGGUAAUUUUGAGUGGGAAUUACAAUGGGAGUAUUUUCCAGAACACCCCUUGGUUAGUUUCGAAGGUACAGGCGAGCGUCUUCACUGAGGAACCACAUACCCAUUGAGAGAUUGGGAAUAUCUAUGGUAAUUUUGAGUGGGAAUUACAAUGGGAGUAUUUUCCAGAACACCCCUUGGUUAGUUAGAAGGUACAGGCCAGCGUCUUCACUGAGGAACCACAUACCCGUUGAGAGAUUGGGAAUAUACUAGGUAAUUUUUAGUGGGAAUUACAAUGGGAGUAUUUUCUAGAACACCCCUUGGUUAGUUUCGAAGGUACAGGCGAGCGUCUUCACUGAGAAACCACAUUGCCUACCCGUAAAGAGAUUGGGAAUAUGCCGCUGGGUGCUGCUCAGGAACAUGUCUCCCGCGGUCACUAUAAUUAUAUUCCCCAUCACGCCCAGCAAGACACCUCCAGCGGGACUAGCGGUGUCUUUGGUGGGCAUUCUUAGACGCUUCCUUCUCUUACCACAAUCUCUGCAGUAAUGGAUACAGUGCAGUGUCCUUACUAUACCUUCAACGUGUCUGCGUGGCAAGGGAUUGGGGUGUCUUGUAAGAUCAGGCCACACCGGAUAUGACACCACACCGGCUCCAGCAUCCUACAAGUGUAUUAUAAAAGUACAGAAGUAAAUAAAGGAACUAAACCAU